AUGACUUCGUUCAACCCAUUACCGGCUCACGUCCAAGCUGCACAGGAUCACUUUUCAUCAGACGGUGUACCAACGCCAACUUAUAUGGGGAUGGUAGAUACUGGAGCUCAAUGGGACUAUAUUAUAGGCAAGGAUGGACGUCGUAGUCGAACACCUUCUAGAUCACCUCAUAGAUCGGCAACGGAACCAUCUAUACAUAAACCAUCGUUAUUAUCAGCCUCGCAAACAUCAGAUCAACCACCACUAGGAUCUUCCUACCCAGUCACAUCUGCUCAUCCUCACGAACCCACUAUAAACGAAGAAGCCGCUGCUGUCGUCUCGAAAAGUAUGAGAGGGCAACAAACCAAUGGAGAUGGAAUAGCGGUGAACGGAAGUAGUAACGGAUACAACGCUUCUGGCAGUUCGUCGAAAAAUAGUAGAAGCAAAACUAGAAUAGUCGGAGACUGGCAAUUGGGUAAAACACUAGGUGCCGGAAGUAUGGGGAAAGUCAAAUUGGCCAUAAAUGUUUUGACCAAGGAAAAGUGCGCCGUCAAGAUCAUCCCGCGGUAUACUGAAGCUACAAGGAAAGAGGAACCUAAAACACCUGAAGAAGCUGAAAAACAAAGACAACGUGACGAGUCGAAAGAAAUACGUACGGUCAGAGAAGCUCAUAUAUCGCUACUACUUCAUCAUCCCUAUAUAUGUGGUAUGCGCGAAUUCAUAUCUCAUCAAAAUCAUCAUUACAUGGUAUUCGAAUUCAUCGACGGAGGACAAAUGUUAGAUUAUAUAAUUUCUCAUGGUCGAUUAAGGGAAAGAGCAGCAAGGAAAUUUGCUAGACAGAUUGGAUCAGCAUUAGAUUAUUGUCAUCGAAAUUCAAUUGUUCAUCGUGAUUUAAAAAUUGAAAAUAUUCUUAUAUCGAAAAAUGGUAAUAUCAAGAUUAUCGAUUUUGGUUUAUCUAAUCUAUGGUCGCCCGAUCGACAUUUAUCAACUUUCUGCGGUUCAUUAUAUUUCGCCGCACCCGAACUGUUGAAUGCUAAAGCUUAUACAGGACCUGAAGUUGAUAUUUGGUCUUUCGGGAUAGUGCUUUAUGUGUUAGUUUGUGGGAAAGUUCCUUUUGAUGAUCAAAGUAUGCCUGCCCUACACGCGAAAAUCAAAAGAGGAGCUUGUGAAUAUCCUGCUUGGUUAAGUCAAGAUUGUAAACAUCUACUCAGUCGAAUGUUGGUCACCAACCCACUGGAAAGAGCGACUCUCACUGAAGUUCUCGCUCAUCCCUUCUUGACAAAAGGCUACGAUGGUCCACCCGAUUCAUGCCUCAUACAUCGAGAACCUCUACGUGCGGAUGAAUUAGACUGGGAAAUCGUCAACAUGAUGCAGGGUUUCACAUUUGGAUCAACGGAACAAAUCUACGAUGAUCUCAGAGCGGUCCUAACUUCCGACGCGUACCUAUCUUGCGUAGCCGCCCACGAAGCUAGGAAAGAUAGACGAAGGGGUCCUGCCAUGUCAACGUCAAGUAUGGAUGUUAGUAAUGUCACCGAAUCCCCCAAGAAGAAACGAUUCAGUGGAUUUGAUUUCGCUAAGAAAAAGCUAUUCAAAGAGGAGAGAAAGGUGGAAGAGCCAUCAAUCAAAGAAAAAGAACCGCUUGAUCCUACAAGAGGAUUCGAUCCUCUCAUCUCAAUCUAUUUCCUUGCAAGGGAGAAAGUGGAAAGAGAAAAGGUAUAUGGUAAAGGACAUUUCGCAUCAUCCAACAUGUCCAUCGAAGGUAAAGAAAGUCAAGGUUAUGGAAGACAAGUCGCUCAACUUCAAGCUCCCCCUUCAACUCAUGCCAUGGGAGGCUACGAAUCACCAAGAAAUUCAGGAUUCUUACCUCAGGCUAGACAAAGGACUGAAGAUGUGCCUAACCCAGUUAUGAAGCAUCCUGGAGCUGAUCAAGAACAGUCUAAUAUAGCCGAUAUACCUUCUGCUCACCAACGACAACCUUCUUUAAGUCAACCACCACUACCUUCCCAAACACUACAACCCAGCCCUAUUAUACCUGUUGACAACCGUGAAGAAAGCCUGACCAAGAAGUUCAGUCUACUUGGACGGGGACCUCGACCCUCCUCUUCUACAAUCCCCUCACGUGCAAGUUCCACCACCGCACCACUCUCUCAAAGCAUGACGCCAUCCCCUUCUAUGCCGUUCAGUUCGGCUAACGACCAUCGAAGAGCCACCACCGUUUCCGAUAAGAAUGACAAACAUGAAAGACGUGUCUCAGUUGGAAGCAUUUCUAACCUAUCUAGUACGGUAGGUAGAGCAACAGGUCUAGGUCGAAGAUCUUCACAACGUGAACGCAAACCGGCAACAGCUGAACCAGCAUGGCUGAAUACACCCGAAGAAGCUGAUGAAUACCAUCCUGCUCAAUCUUCCAUUCAACCCGAAUCGGCAAUCCUUGAACCUGAACCAGACAUUACUUCCGAAGGCGGAGGAAUUGAUCCCCACGCUAAUGGAGAAGUCAAAUCGGUAUAUCUCAAAGGCUUGUUUUCGGUUGCUACCACAUCAACUAAAUCUGCUUCCCAACUGAUUCGCGAUGUAUCAAACGUCCUGGAUCGUUUAGGCAUUAAACAUCGUCCUAUAAAAGGUGGAUUUGAAUGUGUUCAUAUACCUUCAAUCGAUCUGAACAGUGUACUCCAUGGUGACGAAGCGAAUACAAGUUUACAUUCUGUGAACACAACGAAAAGAAAACCUUCCUUGAGAAGAAAAUCAAGUAAACAGAAUGUGAAUGGAAAUAACAGCAACAAUAACCCGAGUAGGAACGUGUCACCUUCACCGGCAAGGGCAUUACAGACUGGCUCGAGUGGUACAUUCAGUGUGGGUGAUUCUACUGGUAUAAAUAACACACCGUCAACACCUGGCAAAAGAAACGUACAGGCUGGAGCAGGACCAGACGAAGAUGAAGUAGAUGCUUGGGCAAUAGCUCAAUCUGGUGGCGCAGGAAGCAACUUAAUCGUUAGAUUUGAAAUUUUCGUAGUGAAGGUCUCAUGGAUGCCGCUACAUGGAAUUCAGUUCAGGAGAGUAGGUGGUGAUGGAUGGCAAUAUCAAAUGUUAGCUAAAACGAUCUUGAGAGAGAUGAGAUUAUAG
Kwoniella shivajii is the source of this 3096-nucleotide messenger RNA. RefSeq lists its product as uncharacterized. Gene Ontology annotation, cellular component: cytoplasm. Gene Ontology annotation, biological process: protein phosphorylation; microtubule cytoskeleton organization; intracellular signal transduction. NCBI's taxonomy places the organism in Eukaryota, Fungi, Basidiomycota, Tremellomycetes, Tremellales, Cryptococcaceae. Gene Ontology annotation, molecular function: protein serine/threonine kinase activity; ATP binding; tau-protein kinase activity. The record is from RefSeq and is a predicted model, not a curated record. The transcript has 4 exons. Bases 1 to 3096 code for a protein of 1031 amino acids.